Molecule: messenger RNA, 699 nt
Organism: Candoia aspera
Lineage: Eukaryota; Metazoa; Chordata; Lepidosauria; Squamata; Candoiidae
Gene: MAJIN
Product: membrane anchored junction protein
Exons: 6
Coding region: 1-474 (157 amino acids)
Biological process (GO): meiotic attachment of telomere to nuclear envelope; homologous chromosome pairing at meiosis
Cellular component (GO): nuclear inner membrane
Molecular function (GO): DNA binding
Source: RefSeq, a predicted model, not a curated record
AUGGCAGUAGAGGAAAAAGGUUGGAUUUUAGAACACACAUCUUUGAAACCCUUUACAUAUCCAGUGCCUGAGACAAGGUUUCUUCAUGCUGGCUUGAAUGUAUACAAAUUUAAGAUCAAAUAUGGCAACACAAUUAGCAUUAAUACUGACCUUGAUGAAAGCAUUGUCAGUAAGGAACUACAGGGUGCUAUUCGAGUAAUACUUGGAAACCUUGAUAAUUUAUGCCCAUUUACAACUGAACACUUGAUCAUAUUUCCAUAUUUAAAUAAGUGGGAAAGAGUGUCAGACUUGAGGUUUAUGCAUGGUGAUGCAUUUCUUACUCCUUAUCCAUACGUCUGCACUAUUUAUGUCGAAUUAAAUUCAUGCAAGCAAAAUAAAUAUGAAGGUGAAGGAGAAUAUAGGGAUUUCUGUAACUCCGUGAGUAUUGCCUCCCAGUGUUUGAAAAAAAAGAUGGGGAUAAGAAAAAGCUUAUGAAUAUGGUUGGAACUAAUAUCUAAAUGAAACGGGGAGAGGAAAGUGCUUAAGCACUUGGAUUAUGACUGUACUUAAAAAUAAAUCCACUAUAUCAGAGGUGAACCAACUGCAAGACUUAGGUGGCUCCCCAAAAUUGUCCACAACUUGCUGCCAAAUUGUAACUUUGGCUAAUAUUAUAACUUUUAUACAGCAGAGGUAGAUAAUUGAAUGCAUUGGAAAUAAAAC